AUAUUUAUUAUUGAAUAAAAAAUAAAAUAUGUUGGUUAGCAAAAAUAUACAGUUGUUAUGCAGGAGAGUAUUUAAAAAUUCUAACAAAAUUAAGAUUCAACAACAAUGUGAAAGAAGUUUGAGUAGUUUAGAAGCCAAAGAGAGAAGAAAUGAAUUAUUUACUCUAGAAAAAAAACGUCAAAGGGAGGAUGUUGGUAGAAUAGAAAAAAUAGAAGUAAGAUAUUUAGGAACUCCCGAAGAUGUGACUCUUGUAAUGAAUAAAAACUUGUCCACACCGUUUAAUUGUGCACAACAUUUAAGUGAAGUUCACACACAACGUGCUUUGGCUUUAAUUGACGGACAUACCCCAUGGGAUAUGCACAGACCAUUGGAAGAUACAUGCACAUUGCAACUUUUAAACUUUACUGUAGCGGAACCUCAGAUGGUCAACAAAGCAUAUUGGAGAACAUGUUCAUUUUUAUUGGGUGCAUUAGUUCAAAAUGUCUUCAAAGACGAUAUACCAGUAUUUCUCCAUAGUUUUCCAGGACCAAAUAUUCGAUCUGGAAGUUUUGUGCAUGAUUUUGAAUUAGGCAUACCUGAUUGGAAACCAACGCCACAAGAAAUGUAUGCAUUAUCUGCAGAAAUGAUUAAAUUCUGUUCUAAAAGUUACCCAAUAGAAAGAUUAGACAUUUCUGGAGACUUAGCAUUAGAAAUGUUUAAGGAAAAUAAACACAAAACAAAACAAAUUCCUUCUAUAUUGCAUCAAAGUGGAAUCAUAACAGUUUAUCGAGCCGGAACACAUGUUGAUAUUUCAAGAGGCCCCAUGAUUUCAAAUACGAACCUACUUGGAAAAACAUCAAUAAUGUCACUUCAUAAAAUCACAAAUACAGAUACAGUUAGUGAAGGUGGUCAACUAUAUAGGCUGCAGGGUGUUUCAUUGCCGAAAGAACUUAUGAUGAAUCAUUUUGCUUAUGGAAUUAUAGAGGAUAGGGCACGCCAAUUGAACACCUCAUCAAGGAUGCCACACGAACCAUACGCAGCAGACGAACCGCGACCUACACCAGUAGAAGCUAUUUCUUAAAUAGAUUUGUUACUAGAUAAAUAUUUUAUAAUAAUUAAUAACGAAAA
Messenger RNA from Ctenocephalides felis (cat flea), 1107 nucleotides. Its product is annotated as 39S ribosomal protein L39, mitochondrial-like. Gene Ontology annotation, cellular component: mitochondrion. The record is from RefSeq and is a predicted model, not a curated record. Lineage: Eukaryota; Metazoa; Arthropoda; Insecta; Siphonaptera; Pulicidae. Gene Ontology annotation, molecular function: nucleotide binding; threonine-tRNA ligase activity. The coding region runs from base 29 to 1060 and encodes 343 amino acids. The transcript has 7 exons. Gene Ontology annotation, biological process: threonyl-tRNA aminoacylation.